This is a messenger RNA of Spinacia oleracea (spinach), 1017 nucleotides long. RefSeq lists its product as uncharacterized. The transcript has 4 exons. Gene Ontology annotation, molecular function: RNA-DNA hybrid ribonuclease activity; nucleic acid binding. The record is from RefSeq and is a predicted model, not a curated record. The coding region runs from base 1 to 1017 and encodes 338 amino acids. NCBI's taxonomy places the organism in Eukaryota, Viridiplantae, Streptophyta, Magnoliopsida, Caryophyllales, Amaranthaceae.
AUGCAUGGUGGGAAAUGGGUGGACGGUGCGGUUUUGGAAGGAUGCAUGGGUAAAUGGUUUACCUGGGGGACAUUUUUUUCUCUACUGCCUUCAGUGGAGGCAGCUGGUAGUGUGGUGGCAGAUUGGAGGAACGUGGAUGACACUAGAUGGAAGCUCCAUGAGCUUGAAGAGCAUCUGACAAAUCUAGAGAUGGAGGGUGAGUUUACAGUACGGAGUGCAUACAAUUACGAGCUUCAACGGCGAAAUAGAGACAGUGGCCCUUCGGAUUCUAGUGCAAGUCAGUGGCUAUGGAAGAAGAUUUGGGAAGCUAAAGUACCCCCAAAGGUUAAAAACCUUGUGUGGAGAGCGCUGAGAAAUGGUUUACCUACCAUGAAUACACUUGCUAGUAGGGGGAUCAAUGUUGAUCGGGUCUGUCCUAGGUGUGGUGAGAGAGUGAGACUACCACACAUGAUAUUGUUGUGCAAGGAAGCUCAAGUAUUUUCGCGUUUGUCGCUUAUCCGCUUAGAGCUUAAUCGAUCAUGGGAGAUAGUGACGAUGUUCGUGUGGCAAACCUGGAAUGCACGUAAUUUGUGGGUUUUUGAGAAGAAAAGGGUGGAUCCAACUAUUCUUUGUAGUAAGACAGUCCACCUCCUAGGUGAAUUUGAUGCUGCGACGACAAGGGAUGACAACCUCUAUGUAGCUUCUGCUCAAUCUCCCUUAUAUUGGCAGCCACCCCUUGAAGGAAAGACCAAGCUCAAUACGGACGUUGCUGUAAAGGACGGUAAGCCGGGACUAGGAAUGAUAGUGAGGGAUGGAACAUUUGAGGUAGAGCUUAAUUGUCUUGGUCUUGUGGCCCUGCUGCAAGUUAUAGCUAUGGAAAAGUCAACCACGCAAGUUCUUGUAAAUGAUAUUCUUGCUACUGUUAGACCUUUUGAUGGAUGUAGUUUUACUUGUGUUAAACGAUCAUGUAAUAAAGCUGCCCAUUCCAUGGCUAAAGCUUCAUUCCUCUUAGAGGAAGAAUUAGUAUGGAAGCACUAG